GACAAUCGUCACGGAAUUCCCCAGCACGAGCGUAGGGCUCACCUAGCCAAGCUGCGCAACUACCUGCAGAACGUCGCUUUACACCACGAAACUCAUCUGCUCUGGCUCGACGCAGACGUAUACAAGUUCUCCUCAAAGAACAUGGUCGAGGCCAUGAUGCAGAAGACCACGCUCGCACCGGACCGGGAUGUCGGUGUCCUCACGGCGCGUUGCGCCGUGGGUGAGCAGAGGCUGGCCAACGCAUGGCUGGAAGAGCAUCCCGAGUUCAGCAUUCCCGAUGGGCCGGGCCCUGACGAUAAUGCAGAGCAGAAGAGCCUAAAAGAGGAGAUGAGAGGGAAGCAGGGCGGUCGGUACGAGAUCAUUGCCCACAAGCUGUCGGCGGUGGGCACCUAUGACCUCAACGCCUGGAGGGGAGGGCGCAAUGCUCCCAACGAUGUACAGCAGCAGAAGCUUUGGGUGGACAAGGCGAGCUGGGAGCCGAGUCCCGCGGCAGGAGUCAAGAUGGUGGACGCAGCCAUCGAUGGGACGUCGGACGACGACUUGGUGAGGCUGGACGCGGUCGGCGGUACGGUCCUGAUGAUCCGCGCCGACCUCGUGAGGAUGGGGCUCAUGUUUACUCCGGGCUACUUUGUAGGGAUGACGUGGGAACAUGGAGAGGGAUAUGAUGGAAUCGAGACCGAGGGCCUCUGUGUCGUCACGAGAAGCUUCUCUCGCGACGGACAGUCGACCUGCUAUACCAUGGGAGGUGACUGGGCGGUCUAUCAUACGAUCUGGUGAGACGCGAGCCUGGCGCCUCUCCUCCUUAGCCAGACCAUCCAAUUUCGCCCUGGGACAACUUUAAACCAGCAUGGAAAUCAUUUUUACCUUUUCGCAGUUUGAGAAAGAAAUCAACCUUGAAUACUUUGCUG
Cryphonectria parasitica EP155 is the source of this 908-nucleotide messenger RNA. RefSeq lists its product as uncharacterized. The record is from RefSeq and is a predicted model, not a curated record. The transcript has a single exon. The coding region runs from base 142 to 777 and encodes 211 amino acids. NCBI's taxonomy places the organism in Eukaryota, Fungi, Ascomycota, Sordariomycetes, Diaporthales, Cryphonectriaceae.